AUGCCCACGCAUGGCCCGCCGUCCCCGAUCCUCCAGAAAAGCGUCAAGCGUCAGCGGCAGGACUCGUACGACGGCACGUCAUCGCGCAACGGCUUCUCAAGUCCUGAGCAGCAGCCAGCCGGCGAUGCGAAUCUAGGAGGGGCGACGAGCGGCGGCAGUAGCAGCGGCCGCAGCGAGGCUGGUGCCUCGGCAUCGUACCCUGGCAUCCCUGUCACCUCUGACUCUGUUCCUGGUCCUGGUCCUAGUCAUGAUUCCGGUGCCGGCGACGGCGCAACUGAUACUGCCAUUGUUGAUGAUGCCGCCGCAAACACCAGCACCAGCACCAGCACCGCCCCUGCGGCCAGCUCCGACAGCGUUGUGCCGACUGGCAAGCCUGGUCAGAGCAGCAACUUCCGCAAUGUGAGCGCUUGCAAUCGCUGUCGCCUGCGGAAGAAUAGGUGUGAUCAGAAACUCCCCAGCUGUGCGAGCUGCAACAAGGUUGGCGUCCCAUGUGUUGGCUAUGACCCAAUCACGAAGAAGGAGAUUCCUAGAAGUUAUGUUUUCUAUCUCGAGACCCGGGUUGAGGUGCUGGAGAAGCUCUUGGCGUCCAACAACACCCCUUUCCCACCGGCUGAAGAUCUAGACCUAUGCUCUCGUCCUGGCGCCGAUGGGAGUUUCCCAGCCCUGCGCGAUUCAAGAUACUCAGCGCCAACCGAUUCUGUGGACGCUCGCAACUCAAGGCCUCACAGCCAUCACAGCCAGGCACUGGAUAAUGCGCUGCUCCCUGCAAAGAAGCAGGGCAACCAGAGUCCGGCCAUGCUAAAUAUUGUCAGUCCAGCAAAGCCGCGAUCGCUCGCCUCUACAUCUGGAGUUUCCUUCGCUCGUGUAGUCUUUGCUGCAGUGCAGUAUUCAGUGUCAGACCAAAACGGCGGGCCGGAGAAGUCUGUCUCUUCAAAUCCUUUAAAUCCCGCUGGAGCUGGCACUUCGAUGCGUGACUCCUUCUUCGGUUUGCACACUCGACCAACCAUCCAGCCAGCUCCAUUCCCGACUAGAGAUGUGGCCAUGCGCCUCGUUACGCUCUACUUUGAGCAUGCCAAUCCUCAGAUUCCCAUUCUGCAUCGCGGCGAGUUUAUGCGCAUGUUUGAACGGGCGUACGCAAGCGAGGGUCGAGGCCUCAGUGCGAGAGAGUUGUAUAUGCUCAACAUGGUCUUUGCUAUAGGCUGCGGCGUCAUCACUCGGAACCAGAGCAGGCCCGAGGAGUAUCACGCGAGUGCAAUUGUCCACCUUGAAGAAUGCCUUAGCAACAGUGGAGGCGGGCUUGAGGUUCUGCAGGCCGUUCUUUUGCUUGCUAACUUUGCGCUUCUGCGGCCUGUUCCACCAGGCUUGUGGUAUAUAACUGGCGUUGCGGUGCGUCUCGCGGUCGACCUUGGCCUCCACCACGAGGACGAGAGGGGGAGACGCCUCUGGAUCCGCGAUAUGAGACGGCGAUUAUGGUGGUGCACCUAUUCGUUUGACAGGCUCGUAAGCACCUGUGUAGGCAGACCGUUUGGCAUCAGCGACCAAGUCAUCACAACUGAAUUUCCCUCGGUCCUCGACGAUACCUUUAUCACACCGAAUGGUUUUAUAGAUCCACCUCCCGGCGAGGAUCACCCAAGCUACAAACGCGUUGCCCACCAUUACUUCAGGCUACGCCUGUUACAGUCGGAGAUUCUUCAAGUAUUGCAGAACAGACAGCUGCCGUCCCCUUAUCUCGUUCACUUUGAUUCAUAUCGGUCAUGGCGGAUGGAUAUUGACCGGAGACUUCGCGAAUGGAAGGACAAUGCGCCUUCAAAGCAAGACACCGGAGUGGCCUUUUCGACCGAGUUCCUCUUCCUCAACUACUGGCAGGCCAUUGUCCUCCUAUAUAAGCAGAGCUUGAGCAUCCCCGCCAUGUUUGAGGGAGAGUACAACCCUUCAAAUGAAGUUAACAGCCCCACGGCAUUCACUGCUGAACUACGCGAAGACGAGGAGCGCAUAUACCUCAAGGUCGCUGAGGCGGGACAAAAGAUUCUCCGCAUAUAUAGACAGCUACAUCUGAGCAGUCUCGUAAGCUAUACAUAUUUGUCUACACACCAUUUGUUCAUGGCUGGCAUAUCAUAUCUUUACGCUAUCUGGCAUUCUCCUGCUGUGAGAAGCCGCCUGACUAUGGACGAAGUAGAUUUUACUGUACUGGCAGCAAAGUCAGUAUUUACCGACAUGAUUGACAAGUGCCCGCCGGCAGAGACAUGCCGUGACGCUUUUGAUCGAACGGCUAAGGCCACCAUCCAAAUGGCCACCUCAAAAGGAGGGUUUGGUUCACCUAUCCCGCAAACACGCCGGCCGCCGACUAGACGGGAAACGAGCACCUGGGCUCCUACUCCCGCAGAAACGGCCUCCAAGAAGCCGACAUCUCGACAUCGCCAUCAUCACCAGUCCGAGCAGCAGCAACAGUUCCAGUUUGACAUGGCAAUGGGUGAUAGUCUAUCGUCGCCCAGCCUCUCGACAGCGGGGGAUAUAACCACUCCACCGCGGACAGGCAGCUAUGACGAUGGCGGCUCAGUCAUGGACCAGUCGAUAAUUGCGUCGCCGUCCGUGCCACGGAGCCAGGCUACGCCGGGCAGUACCAGCGGCGGGAACCCGUAUAUGGGUCAGCAAAACCAGCAGUUUGGCAUCCAGGGCCACAUGGAAUACCCAGAUGCACAAACAAUGGAGCUUCUGCAGACGUUUGGGACGGGAUCCAACGGCGGCUUCGGGAGCAUGGACCAGAACCAGAUGGACUUUGGCUUUGGCAUAAACUGGGAGGGCGUGCACAACGACUAUGCGGAGGCUGCACAGCCGAUGAAUCCCUUUGAUACGUUUUUCUUUGGCGGGCCGCAGGGAGGCAACGCCGGAUUUGGCUCAUCGAAUGGCGAGGGUGGUCAUUCGGGAGGGAAUGAUAUCUGA
Molecule: messenger RNA, 2940 nt
Organism: Trichoderma breve
Lineage: Eukaryota; Fungi; Ascomycota; Sordariomycetes; Hypocreales; Hypocreaceae
Product: fungal specific transcription factor domain-containing protein
Exons: 7
Coding region: 1-2940 (979 amino acids)
Biological process (GO): positive regulation of transcription by RNA polymerase II; DNA-templated transcription
Molecular function (GO): zinc ion binding; DNA-binding transcription factor activity, RNA polymerase II-specific; sequence-specific DNA binding
Source: RefSeq, a predicted model, not a curated record